AUGCCGAACCCAGGCGGGCUGGCUCAGUAAAGCGGAGGCAGCGGGGGAAGAUGGCGGCGGCCGUUCCACAGCGGGCCUGGACCGUGGAGCAGCUGCGCAGCGAGCAGCUCCCUAAGAAGGACAUUAUCAAGUUUCUGCAGGAUCACGGUUCAGAUUCGUUUCUUGCAGAACAUAAGUUAUUAGGAAACAUUAAAAAUGUGGCCAAGACAGCUAACAAGGACCAUUUGGUUACAGCCUAUAACCAUCUUUUUGAAAGUAAGCGUUUCAAGGGUACUGAAAGUAUAAGCAAAGUGUCUGAGCAGGUGAAAAAUGUGAAGCUUAAUGAAGAUAAACCCAAAGAAACCAAGUCUGAAGAGACUCUGGAUGAGGGUCCACCAAAAUAUACAAAAUCUGUUCUUAAAAAAGGAGAUAAAACCAACUUUCCCAAAAAGGGAGAUAUUGUUCACUGCUGGUAUACAGGAACACUACAGGAUGGGACUGUUUUUGAUACUAAUAUUCAAACGAGUUCGAAGAAGAAGAAAAAUGCCAAGCCUUUAAGUUUUAAGGUUGGGAUAGGCAAAGUUAUCAGAGGAUGGGAUGAAGCACUCUUGACUAUGAGUAAAGGAGAAAAGGCUCGACUGGAGAUUGAACCAGAAUGGGCUUAUGGAAAGAAAGGACAGCCUGAUGCUAAAAUUCCACCAAAUGCAAAACUUAUUUUUGAAGUGGAAUUAGUGGAUAUUGACUGAAAUAGUAAAGGCAUCAGCAACAAUAAAACACAGCCUUGAAGAAACUUAGGUGUCUCAUUAGAACUGGUUACUAUUUUAAGGGAAGAGUCAACUGGAAAAUUCAAGAAGUUAAGUUAGAACUUGUUUACUUGAUCCCCAACUUCUAAGAAAUGUAAUCCAUUAUAAAUCCUUGAAGUUUAAAAUAUUUUACUACAGCUGUGUAGAAUAUCACUUAAAGAGAACUGACUUGCCUUUUACCUCAUGUUGUAAACUAAAAGGCUCAAUAAAAAUUUAUCCUAUGUCUUGA
Messenger RNA from Globicephala melas (long-finned pilot whale), 1011 nucleotides. It is a transcript of the gene FKBP3, whose product is annotated as FKBP prolyl isomerase 3. NCBI's taxonomy places the organism in Eukaryota, Metazoa, Chordata, Mammalia, Artiodactyla, Delphinidae. Gene Ontology annotation, molecular function: peptidyl-prolyl cis-trans isomerase activity. The record is from RefSeq and is a predicted model, not a curated record.